UUACUAACAUUUAACAAAAUUCAGAGAAAAGUUAUGAAAAUGGCAGUAUCGAAACGUGAGACUGACGUAGUUGUGAUCGGUGCUGGUAUAUCGGGAUUAGUGGCCGCCAAGUGCAUGAAGGAAGACGGAUUCAAGGUGACAGUCAUUGAGCGUACAGGGGAAAUUGGGGGUCUUUGGACGUUCAGGGAGCAUGACUAUGGAGUGAUGCGUUGUACCCAUAUAAAUGUGUCCAAGUACAACUACUGUUUCUCCGACUUUCCAUUUCCGGAGGAUGUUGCUGACUACCCCCAUCAUAGUGAUAUGGCCAAGUACAUUGUUAAUUAUGCACAGCAUUUUAAUUUGGUGGAACUCAUUAGUUUCCAUACCAUAGUAACAAGUGUUAUUCGCAAAGGUGAAAAAUGGGAGGUGGUGAUCAAAUCUGUGGAAGAUCAAGGUCACACACCUCAGGGGACUGAAGUCAUUUAUUGUCCAUUUUUGAUAAUUGCCUCAGGCCAUCAUGCCAAACCUAGCCUGCCAAAGUUCUUGGGGCAGGAGACAUUUAAAGGGGAGAUCAUUCAUGCAGUGGACUACAAAGAUCCACUUACCAAUGGUCUUGUUGGCAAGCGAAUUCUGAUUGUUGGAAUUGGUAACAGUGCUGUGGAUUCAGCUGUUGACUGUACAACAGUAGGAAGGUGCAAGUCUGUGGUCAUUAGUACACGCUCAGGUGCCUGGAUCAUACCCAACUAUAUCUUUGGCUUCCCUGUUGAUCUGUAUGCUUGUCGUGCAUUUUUCCUCUUGCCCUGGAGAUGGGCUAACUUCAUCUUGGAGAGAAUCAUCAAGUUUGUGUCAGGAGAUCCUCGCAGGUGGGGUCUGAAUCCCAAGAUGAGAGCACUUCAAACACAACCCACAGUCAGUCCCACCCUCAUCCACCAUAUCCAGAGGAAGAACAUCAAGAUUGUGCCAAACAUUGCUAAAAUUGAUGGAGACACAGUGCACUUUGUGAAUGGAGAGAGCGGGCAGUUUGACAACAUCAUUUAUUGUACAGGGUACAAGAUUGAUCUGCCAUAUCUUGCAGAUGAUAUGCACAGUAAAGUGCUCGAUGAAGGCAGCAAUAAUAUAAAGUUGUACAAAAACGUGUUUUCUCCAGCUUUGGGACCUAGUCUGGCAUUUAUAGGCUUUGUGCAACCUGCAUCAGGAGGAGUUCUUACAAUGUCAGAAACUCAGGCUAGGUGGUUUGGACAAAUCUGUCGUGGCCGCGUUCAGCUUCCACAAAAACACCUAAUGGAGAUGGACAUGGAGAUGGAAAUGGUAGCACAGAAAGAUCGAUGGUACAGCUCUGCACGUCACACCAUCCAGCGUGACCCUAUUGUUUAUAAUGAUGAGAUUGCAUCCUUUUUUGGAGCUAAACCAGACAUAAUCAAGCAUCCAGCCAUUGCAUGGAGAUUACUGUUUAGCUCAUGUGGAGCAGCCCAGUGGCGACUGCAAGGACCAGGUCAGUGGAAUGGAGCAGCUAAAGCUGUACAAAAAGUGCCUUUAACAGACCUCAUGCACUAUUCAGGAAUGGCUUUUGCACUUUUCACUGGCAUGAUUCUACUUCUUCUCCUUUACAUAAUGUGGUAUAUGAUGUCAUUGUUGUUUGAAAACUUCAUCGUGUGACAUGAAUUUGAAGGACUCUUGUUAGUGACUUUACUUCUUUGUCACAUUCUUCAAGCAUCAUGCCCUUCAUAUAAACUGUAUGCUGUUCGGAAUAAUGUGUAAAUAGCUAAUUUAUAAUGAGAUAAAUAUGAUAGCUGAUGAGUUUGGACAUCAUUUUCAUGAUUAUUGUUUGACUGUUCCAAGCACCUGAGCUACUGAUCGUCUCAAAGUGUUCGCAAUAGUAGCAAAAUAACAAUAAGAGAUAAACAUUAAUUUAUUUGCACAAUCAUGUCUGAAUGCUUUUUUCUUGCAAUUGGUGAAAUGGUUUGACAUUGUUAAAUGUUUUGAUCUCAUUUCUGCCGCUAUUUGGCAUCAUGAGUGUAUUUCGAAAUGGUUUAUACUCUUAACAGUUCUUUGUUAUAUGUUUAUAAUUAGUUUUCUGAUAAAAUUUGGAGAGUGGUGUCAGAUCCAAUUCCCACAAGCCUUCUAGGUGUGAAAAACCUUACCAGAUUUAGGGGAUUAGCUCUCUGGAUUUUGGUCCAUUUUGUUAUAUUUAUAAGUUAAUUUUGAUUUUAGAGUCCAUUGCUUGACCUGUAGUGAUCUUAGUGAGGUGCUGGACUGUGUUUCUUGAUUGUGACAUUUUGUUUCACUUCUACUGCUUCAGUUGAUCCGCUAACAGUCCCUUCUUUCUUCCACGACGCCAUUUCCAUCUGAGCCCAGUUUCUUGUUUGUGCACGUCGACAGCGAGAUGAAACGUGCGGUGUGGCUAAACUUCUUGGCGACUUGAGUCUGCAAAACUGUUUACAGCUUGUGUAACCUGCAGAGAUGUAUCCUCAGCAUUCUUGAUCAGUUCUUUUUAAUGAUUUUUGCAGUCAGCUGUGUGCUGAGUGAUGUUACUUUCGCACUAGUGCCACAUUGGGCGCCAGAAAUGUAACCAGCAUGUCAGUUCCUGAUGGCUAAAUAAGGGUGGGCUAGUUGCACAAGAACACAACAAAGAUGGAAUUGCCACAUAACCAUAGAUUUCAUUCAAAGUUUCACUCCGUGGCUGGUCUGUCAUCUCUCCACUCUCACUUCCAAAAUCAAAAGGCCUUUCUCAACUGUCAAACUACACUACUUAUCCUAUCCCUGUCAAACGUUCCAGCAACCAUCCCCCCCAUUUCACACAGCCUGGUCAUGACUUUUCCCUAUCACCCGUGAUGGCAGUGGUCACCCCUAUCUUGCACUGUCUGGUAAUGGCCUUCCCAAGUGGUUCCGGCGACUUUAUAACUUCUGGUGUAACAAUAGGUCCAGUAUUGAUGGGUGGACAGGUCAAGGCUGGCUAUUACAUACGCAGCAGGUGUGAGAAAGGGACAGUCAUUGGAGCUGUUCGACCCCUACCCUCUACAAAAACAAAGAUAUAACUUAAUAUGCUGCUAGAGUGCUACACUUACAAAUUAUUUAUUUAACCACCCUUUUCCUCGAUUUUUGCUGCAAGUCUUGGUUUAGCCAAGAUUGGUAGGUAGAAUGAGAACUUCAUGACUGUUGCACGCAACCAUCUUAAAGAACUGAAAGGUGGUAGGGUCUUCAUGAAUACACUGAAAAAAAAUUAUACAUCACACCUUUAAAAUGUUUCAGUUAAGAAUUGCGUACAGUUAAACAUUAUACGUUUCAAAUUGUUUUGUGAAUGUAAAUAACUUUGAUAGGUAAAUAACAAUUGCUUGUUAUAUUGUUAUACUGUUUUAUGAUGCAGAAUGUUUAUAAAUGUUUAAUUCAAUGCCUUAGAUGUCUUUUUUGUGUGAAAUUUAUGGGCAGCUUUGAUUUUUGAAAAUGAAAUGAAAUAUUCACAAAAUUUGUAAAAUUAAUUAAAAAUCCACUUCUGAAACUUUAAAGUGAUUUACAAUUGUCAGGGAACACUAUUGAUAUGGGUGUCAUCUAGGUGUGAAAUUUAAAAGCCAUUGGUCCUUGUGUGCAACAAUGGCAGAAUAAAUGCAAAAAGGAUAAAGCACUGUUUUAAAGAUAUUUAUUUCAAUAUUUUAAAUAAAUAAAUUUAUAGGUG
This is a messenger RNA of Pomacea canaliculata, 3649 nucleotides long. RefSeq names its product dimethylaniline monooxygenase [N-oxide-forming] 5-like. The coding region runs from base 34 to 1635 and encodes 533 amino acids. NCBI's taxonomy places the organism in Eukaryota, Metazoa, Mollusca, Gastropoda, Architaenioglossa, Ampullariidae. Gene Ontology annotation, molecular function: N,N-dimethylaniline monooxygenase activity; flavin adenine dinucleotide binding; NADP binding. The record is from RefSeq and is a predicted model, not a curated record. The transcript has 10 exons.